CCAUAAGAAAGCUAAACUGCAACACACCAAUCCUAAUUGCGUUGGUCACAUUGACGGAGUACAACAUCCGGUUUUUCUCCAAAGUCUAAGGAGUGACGUCUUUUAGAUUACCAACUAAGGAAAAUGGCGAAGAAAACUUACGAUCUCUUGUUUAAAUUGUUGCUGAUUGGUGAUUCAGGUGUGGGAAAAACAUGUAUACUCUUUAGGUUUUCAGAUGAUGCCUUUACAACGACGUUCAUAUCAACUAUAGGAAUUGAUUUCAAAAUAAAAACUGUAGAACUUCGAGGAAAGAAAAUCAAACUUCAGAUAUGGGAUACUGCAGGCCAAGAAAGAUUCCACACCAUUACAACUUCAUAUUACCGCGGUGCAAUGGGUAUAAUGCUGGUCUAUGACAUCACCAAUGAAAAGAGUUUUGAAAAUAUAGUCAAGUGGUUGCGAAAUAUUGAUGAGCAUGCAAAUGAGGAUGUUGAGAAGAUGAUUCUUGGUAACAAAAAUGAUAUGGAUGAGAAGAGAGUUGUGAGCAGAGAAAGAGGAGAAGCGAUUGCACGAGAACAUGGAAUCAGAUUCAUGGAAACUUCUGCUAAGGCAAACAUCAAUAUAGAUCGAGCUUUCAAUGAAUUGGCAGAGGCCAUACUGGACAAGACAGCAGGAAAGGAUCCUACUGAGGCGCCGGAUCGAGUGCUGGUAGAUAAACGAGUGGACCGAGGUUCAAACAGAUGUUGCUAGACAAACAAAAUCAAAACAAAUAUUGAGAAAGAUUGGGGAUUCUACUUGUUAUAUAUAUUGAAUAUGUUGCCUUGUGUUCUGAUGAGGAUGUCCUCUUUCCUGGGUUAAUUGGUUUCAUUUAGAAGUUGGUAUUGUAAUACUGUUUGGGAAUUUUAUGUGCAAGGUAAUCUGUUACAGAGAAGGUUCAGCCUACAAUGCUGGUCAUUUCUUUUUCAUUGCUAUCUGACCAGUGUGAAUCCCUCAUUUGCUAGGGAUAACAUUCAUCGUGGUUGUUGGGAAUUUCCUGUCUUUCUCUCUAUUUGACCAAGAAGCUAUCACAGCCGCCAUGGUGCUAGAAAACAGACUUUUGAAGUGGGAUUCAAUAAACACAAGGAGAAAGGAUCACCGAUUCAAGUGAAAGAGAGCUAGAAUAUGUGAACUUACUACUAUAGAAAUUUUUGUGAAUACAAUUAUUUUUUGUGUGUGAAUAUAUCAUUCACCAUUGAGUGGCUACAGGCUCAUAAUAAAGGCAGUUUAUGCGAGAGGGUACAUUCGAGGUGGCCUGUUAUAAUUCAGUCAUGAGACUGCUAUUUGGGCUACAAAAUCAACGAAUAAGGAAAAGCGUCAAGGAGUCUGUGCAUGCAUUGAAGUGUGUCUUCUCUUGUUUGCCGGAUGUCUAUGUAAACCAACAUGGUAGGUGUGACUGCCUUUCUAAGAAAUAAAACUCUGUAUGCUAAUUUUACAGUGAAAUCAUGCCAAGUCACUUGGACUGUUGUAAUAUGAGUGAGUAUGUUCAGUGUCAUGGAAAACAUUUCCUGUUUGAUAGUUGUACAAUCUUCAGAUUUCACCGUAGUUUUUGUUUAGUAGUUAUGUAAUUAUGAAUAGAAAAAUGCAUUAUGUGACACAGCAGUGCAGAGUUAUUCAGAUGUGAGUUUAGUCCCAAAAAAAAAACAGAUUAUUGUCCACAGUGCUGCACAGACUGUAUCUUGUGGUGAUGUGCAUUAGAGUUAGCAUCUGGGCAGCUCUGACAAGGGCUUAUGUACCUAUAGUUAUGGUUAUUUUUUUAAAGUGUCCAAUCAUAAGUCUUAUUUCUGUGAAACAUACAUUGUGUUAUACCAGAACCAAAAUGUAGAUGGAAAUAGUGUCUAAACUGUUCCCCGUUAUGUGUAUCCUUAUACUUAUGUAACUAAAUGCUUGAAUCCUGCACAUACCUACACAUAUUCAUGACACACUUUCCAGGCACAAUCAAGCUUUCGUACAAAAUGCAGCAGUUUUCUUAUAAUUCUCCGUUUCCAUCUGUGUCUUUUCCUCUGAGUUCUCAGAGCAAUUGGAUAUUGUUAUUUUAUAUCGCAGUAGAUAUGUAUGCAAUUUCAUUAAAUAUAUAAUUAAUUGUGUUAA
Molecule: messenger RNA, 2103 nt
Organism: Zootermopsis nevadensis
Lineage: Eukaryota; Metazoa; Arthropoda; Insecta; Blattodea; Termopsidae
Gene: Rab10
Product: RAS oncogene family member Rab10
Molecular function (GO): GTP binding; GTPase activity
Source: RefSeq, a predicted model, not a curated record